GCUAGGACCGAGGUGGUAGACGCGCAGGUACGCAUGCCGAACCGCCUCGAGGGAGGGGAUGACGAGCUUUUCGACGCUUCCCAGCUCCGACGCCAGCCCGAGCCUCAGUCUAACAUUAGCUAUGGUGAAGUGACUGUGUGCAAUUCACUUUUACUGGAAAAAGUACACAACACUAAAGGUUUUUCUUCUUUUAAAACAAGGACUAUAACAAUUGAAAAGAACAGUUUCCAGGAUUCUAAUCGGUGCUGGUAAGAUGUGGAGAGGUAAAGCCGUGGGGGUGGGGGCCAGGUUGAGAUGGCAGCUCCAGUGAGAGAUAGCUCAUCUGCUGGGAAUCAACCGACCACGGCCAACUUUGAGUACGAUGAUAACGAGUGGGACAUAGGCAUAGGGGAUCUUAUCAUUGACCUUGAUGCGGAUAUAGAAAAGACGGGAGUGGGGGAAGGCAUGGCCGCCCCCAAACCUGGUAAGAUGCAUUCUCCGGUCGAACACCAAGCCACAGUGGAUAAAGGCUUGAAAAUGAAAAUCAAGAGGACCAAGCCGGGGACCAAGCAUGAAAUCGUGAAAAGCGGAGAGAACGGUGAAAAACAUGCGAACAGCGCGAAAAGGGGGAGCAGUAGUCAUAAAAGGGAUAAAAAACACGGAGACAAACUGACGCAGAAGGACGUGAACGGUUUAGUGAGGUGCAUCGAGAAGAUGGUUUAUCCGGUGUCUUCGUCGUCCGUAAAGGAAAAAGACCCGCAGGGUUCGGGUAUGAAAAAAGUGAAACCGAACAUGGGUGCCGGUAGUGGUGGAAGCGGUAAUUCGGGCAGUGGGAAUAGCGGGAGUGGGAAUAACGUUAGCAGUAGCAGCAGCUCGAGUAGUGUUAGUAGUAGUAGUAGUAGUGAGAGUAGUGCCGUUUCGGGCAGUGCCAGUUCGUCGUCGAACCAACAGCAGCAGCAACAGUCGCAGCCGUCUCCGCCGCAACAGCAGUCGACGAGUUCGUUGUCGCAGCAAUCCGCUCAAUCUCAACAGUCGUCCGCUCAGCAGUCGGCGCAGCAGGCCCAGCCUUCGGCUCCGCCGGCUCAGUCGCAACAGCUACAGCAGUCGCAAGCGGGGCCGCAGCAGCAGCAACAACAACAGCCGCAACAGCAACCAGCCCAACAGCAGUCCUCUCAACCGCAUAGACUGAUCGCACAAGUUCCUGGGGCGGCUUUGACUCAUCAGCCGUCCAAUCAAUCUCAUUUGACGGCUCCUCCACCGCUUUUACCCCCUAUGCUUCAGAAGUCGCAGCCGCCCAAGCUCAUGCCGCCGCUUCUAGCACCUUUGGACUUGCCUUCUCAUUGUCUUCCUUCCCCACCAACGCUUCAAGUCCAAGUUACCUCGCAACUUCCGACAAUCUCGCCUACCAACACUCCACCACCUCUCCAUAAGGAUUUGGUGGAUGUUUGUGUUGGAACCAGCGUGGGAACAAUCACGGAACCGGACUGCCUCGGACCUUGCGAACCAGGAACCAGCGUUACGUUGGAAGGGAUUGUCUGGCAUGAAACUGAAGGUGUAUUGGUGGUGAAUGUGACAUGGCGGGGGAAGACCUACGUCGGUACAUUACUCGAUUGUACACGGCAUGACUGGGCACCGCCCAGAUUUUGUGAUUCUCCUACGAGUGAUUUGGAUUUAAGGACCCCAAAAGGUCGUGGUAAGAGAGGAAGAAGUGCGGCUCAUUCUAAUCUGAACGACCUUAGUAACUUUACUGAAACGAGGAGCUCUGUACAUAGCAAACUUAGAAGUAAUAAUUCUUCAGGGCCUAAAGGUAGAAGGGGCCCUGGAGCCGCUAGUCCCACACCGUUUGCCACUCCAAAGAGUGACACUCCGGGUAAAAGGAAAACCAAAACCCACGAGGAAGAACCUCCGUUGAAAAAGAAAGUUCCACCUUCUCAACCUACUAGUCCUUUGCCGCCGCCAGUGCUAUUAGAGUGUCCAGAACCUAAUUGUUCCAAAAAAUAUAAGCACAUCAACGGAUUGAAGUACCAUCAGUCACACGCUCAUGGAUCUCCGGAUGAUGAUGAAACCAAAGAAUCAGGAACGUCGGAAGAGGAAGUUCAAAGCCCUAUGCCUGAUAUUAAGAAAGACGAACCGAUAGAUAUACCUCCGCCAAAUUUAUGUGAGGAACCUGUAAUGGAACCUGACGAAAAGACUGGGAUCAGGUUUACCGAUGAAUCUAGUUUGAGAGUAAAUACUGUUCCGACGUCUCCCUUAACGCGUGCUCCGACGCCUCCAGUGCUGAUCCCUUCGCCAUCUGAAGACGAACAACAUAUAAACGUAUCAUUACAGCCGCCAAUUUUAACAAAAGUCCAACAGUUUAAAGUAAAGACAACUGCUGUGCUCAUGCCAGAUGACAAGAAGCCCGUGGCGUCUCCUCCUACAUCCUCUAAUAAAAACCAACAACAAAGCAGUAAGAAAAAGAACAACAGAAAAUCGCCGGCAGGCAGUCCCCAUCCUAGCCCUAUUGAACCGCCCUCUUUGGGUAUCGAAACUGGCAGAGAAGAAGUACAAUCUCCUGCAUAUUCAGACAUAUCCGAUGAUGCUGCUCCAUUGUUAGAAUCUGAAGUAGAAGGAAAACCUAAAACGACAGGUGAUAAAAAAGAUCCGGGACAAUCACCACAACUGCAACAUUUCAAUAUGUAUCCCUAUUAUGGGCAGCCUCCGUAUCUAGUCCCUUCGGUUGAGACUAAAUCUAAAGAUCAAGGGUCUGAAAAAGUAGAUGGUAAGCCGGUCGAUAAAGAUAAAAAAGAAGGUAAUGGUGAAUUCUCCCAAAAGAUGAUUCAACCUCAUUAUUACCAGUAUGCAUAUCAUCUUCCAGGGUAUUCAUAUAAUGUGGAUUCUUAUCCUGUCGUUUUAGAUGAUAAGAAAGAAGAAAAAAAUAUACCAACUUCAGAUAGCAAACCGAUAACCAAUAAUACAUUGCACAUUCCAAACCCUUCUAAGCCCAAAACAGAAAUGGGUAUCUCUAAAGAAAAACAUCAAAAUGAAAACCAUCAAAUUCUCAAAGAAAGUAUAGAGUUGAAAGCCCAGGUCAAUCCUGGUAUGUUAUUUCAAAGGCAGGGACAAGACGUAGGUAGGUAUUACUUGUACCCGGAUAGAAAAGAGAGUGGGUCGACAAAAGCGACACCGCCUCCUCCUAAAACAUUACCUUCUCCUGGACCGAAGCACAAGGAAAAAACUGAAGAAAAAAAGGAACGAAGAGAAGAUGAAAAGAAACAAGAAGGUGUUAAACCGACAAUGGAAACUCAAGGGCCACCUCCACCACCGACCUCACAGUACGCUUAUAUCCAUCCGGGUUAUAUGCAGUCCCCUCACUAUGGGACGUUACCCUUUGAUCCAAGCCAUCCAAUGUAUCGAGGCAUGAAUCCCAUGCUCGUAUCCGGAUAUCCAAAUUCGCCGUAUCUGCACCCACAAUUACAUGCUGUGCCAAGGUACGCACCUGAAGAUUUAUCUAGAUCUCAAAGUGGAAAAGCUCUUGAUUUAUUGCAGCAUCAUGCUAGCCAGUACUAUUCACACCCUUCUCAUAAAAUACAUGAAUUGCAGGAGAGAGCGAUAAAAUCGCCUACUCCUAAAGUGUCAACAGCCACAUCAUCUCCUUCAUCAGCUCCAAACGGGUCUACACCAGUCCCAGUGACAACAUCGCCGUCAAUACAAGUUCAGACCAAACCCACUGGAUCUGAGAAUAAAGACAGCAGCAGGUCUCCCCCUCCUCAGAGACAUGUACACACCCAUCACCACACACACGUUGGUCUCGGUUAUCCUAUAUUAGCUGGCCAAUAUCCUGCUCCUUAUGGAGCUGCUGUACUAGCAACAGAACAUGCUGCUGCUGUUUCAUCAGUCCCUUACCAAGCCAAAUGAUUUUAAUUACAUCAUUUAACCAGUCUGUAAAUUAAUGUAAUAUAAAAAUUGAUAAUUUGUUUAUUUUUCACAUGUCUAGUUUUGUAUAGCUUAGUUAGUGACAAAAAAAAAAUGCUUCAGGCAUUUGGAAAUUUAAAAUGUGUACAGAAGUCUUUGAAAAUGUUGUAGAUAUAAUUUUAAUAUAACAUAUGCGCGCGUGUGUGUAUUUGUGUGUGUGUGUCUGUCCGAAAGGCAGACAAUGGAGUGUUUGCGGGCACAUGUACAAUCAACGUUCAGAUGACACGCAAAAACAAACCCACACGCACAUAUGCACACACCUCCUAGUCUCUUAAAAUCUGUUAUUAUAUAAUUGUAUCUACUGAAAUGGUGCACAAGUAGGCAAUAUUUGUAUCACACACGAU
Molecule: messenger RNA, 4277 nt
Organism: Cimex lectularius (bed bug)
Lineage: Eukaryota; Metazoa; Arthropoda; Insecta; Hemiptera; Cimicidae
Product: zinc finger protein 608
Exons: 6
Coding region: 295-3876 (1193 amino acids)
Biological process (GO): regulation of transcription by RNA polymerase II
Cellular component (GO): nucleus
Source: RefSeq, a predicted model, not a curated record